Molecule: messenger RNA, 1078 nt
Organism: Culex pipiens pallens (northern house mosquito)
Lineage: Eukaryota; Metazoa; Arthropoda; Insecta; Diptera; Culicidae
Product: beta-alanine transporter-like
Exons: 6
Coding region: 216-1058 (280 amino acids)
Biological process (GO): transmembrane transport
Cellular component (GO): membrane
Molecular function (GO): transmembrane transporter activity
Source: RefSeq, a predicted model, not a curated record
CAGGUCGCACAGAUUAGGUUUGGCCGCGAUCGCGAUCGUUUCUCCGCGGCGGAGUUCUGGUGCUCUGGUGCACGCGAUAGUGACGAGAUGCUGGAAAGUUUCCAGUAAUUCUAGCCAUCAUCUGUGGAUUACGUUGGACGUUGGACGGGUGGGAGUUUCCGGAAGAAAAUCACCAACAAAUCCUCCACCAAAACCCUUAAACCACCCUCACAACCAUGGAAACGGACGACGCCGCCUUCGACGGGAUCCUGGAGAAGGUGGGCAACGAUGGCCGCUUCCAGCGGCGGUUCAACGUGAUCUUCAACGUCGGCGCGAUCAUGUUCGCCUCGAUGUCCUACAUGAGCAUCAUUCUGGCGCUGAACAAACCACCCCACAACUGUCACGUGCCCGGCAUGGAGCGGUUCAACAUCAGCGACGUGGACGCGUGGCGCAAUUUGACGCUGCCCAAAGAAACCGACAACAAGGGCGUCCUGAGCUUCAGCAAAUGCAAAAUGUACAACCUGACCGAGGACCACUUCAAGGUGCACUACAGCGAGUGGUCCUUCCAGGAGAAGGAUGAAAUCGCUUGCGUCCACGGUUACGACUACGAUCGGACGUACUACGAUCGAACCCCAAUCACCGAGAACGACUGGGUGUGUGACCUGGGCCAGCGGGAAACCAACAUCUUCAUGUACAACCGAUUUGGCGAGCUCGUGGGGACGUUCAUCUUUGGCCAGCUGGGAGACACGUUGGGUCGUCGACCAGUGUUUUACUUCAGCGUGCUGAUCAUCACCGCCGGUCGCCUUAUCUCGAUGUUCACGGCCUCCUACUAUCUGGUGUUCAGCAUAGCGGCCGUUCUGGGAUCACUCACGGCCAACUCGAUCUUCCAGGCUCCCCUGAUCAUCGCGAUGGAAAUUUCGAAAAGCGAACGCCGAGGAUACAUCUCCAUGAUGCAAUGCAUCGGCUGGACCGUGGGGCUUUGCAUCCUGCCGAUGGUGUUCUGGGCCACCCGGGACUGGUUCUGGGCGCUGAUGUUCACCACCAUUCCGAUCUUCCUGUUUAUCUUCAUUCCGCAGUGAGUAAUUAGUUGUACAGUGGA